Messenger RNA from Notechis scutatus (mainland tiger snake), 2051 nucleotides. Its product is annotated as red-sensitive opsin. Gene Ontology annotation, molecular function: G protein-coupled receptor activity. Gene Ontology annotation, cellular component: membrane. Lineage: Eukaryota; Metazoa; Chordata; Lepidosauria; Squamata; Elapidae. The record is from RefSeq and is a predicted model, not a curated record. Gene Ontology annotation, biological process: phototransduction; visual perception; G protein-coupled receptor signaling pathway.
AACGUGGGAGAGAGGAAGAGGGCAAGAACCGCAAACAAGGGGGAAGACAGUAAUCAAGGCCAUGACAGAGGCCUGGAAUGUGGCAGUGUUUGCUGCUCGGCGGCGCAACGAUGAUGAAGAUACCACUAAGGAAACUUUAUUUGCUUACACCAACAGCAACAAUACCCGUGACCCUUUUGAAGGUCCAAACUAUCAUAUUGCACCACGAUGGAUCUACAACUUAACUUCACUCUGGAUGAUCUUUGUUGUCAUUGCUUCAGUCUUUACCAAUGGUUUGGUAUUGGUGGCCACAGCCAAAUUCAAGAAAUUACGGCAUCCGCUCAACUGGAUUUUGGUGAACUUGGCUAUAGCUGAUUUGGGUGAAACAGUUAUUGCUAGCACCAUCAGUGUCAUCAACCAGGUCUUUGGCUAUUUCAUCCUUGGCCAUCCUAUGUGUGUUUUGGAGGGUUAUACUGUCUCUGCUUGUGGCAUUACAGCUCUCUGGUCUUUGGCCAUUAUUUCCUGGGAGCGCUGGGUUGUUGUUUGCAAACCUUUUGGAAAUGUCAAGUUUGAUGCUAAAAUGGCUCUUGGUGGUAUUUUCUUCUCCUGGAUAUGGUCUUGUACCUGGACAGCACCACCAAUCUUUGGCUGGAGUAGAUACUGGCCCCAUGGUCUGAAAACAUCAUGUGGUCCAGAUGUAUUCAGUGGCAAUGAAGAUCCAGGUGUCCAGUCUUACAUGAUUGUCCUGAUGAUUACCUGUUGUGCAAUUCCCCUGAGCGUCAUCAUUAUUUGUUACUUGCAAGUGUGGAUGGCUAUCCGUGCGGUUGCAGCCCAGCAGAAAGAGUCAGAAUCCACACAGAAGGCUGAGAAGGAAGUGUCAAGGAUGGUAGUGGUCAUGAUCAUUGCCUAUAUUGUCUGCUGGGGACCAUAUACAUUUUUUGCCUGUUUUGCUGCUGCCAAUCCAGGCUAUGCCUUUCACCCCCUGACAGCUGCCCUACCUGCCUUCUUUGCAAAAAGCGCCACCAUUUACAACCCAAUUAUCUAUGUCUUCAUGAACAGACAGUUCCGUAAUUGCAUAAUGCAGCUCUUUGGCAAGAAAGUGGAUGAUGGUUCUGAACUUUCUUCUACUUCCCGCACUGAAGUCUCAUCUGCCUCUAACUCUUCUGUAUCACCGGCAUAAGAGCUCUUUCUUGAUAUAUAUCAAGACAGUUCUGCCUCCCAGGAGAGCCCUAGUGAGAAUUUCUCCUCCUUUCCGCAGCAUAUGGAUUCCCUAUGCAUAUCUAACAUAUUGGGCUGCUAUUGCACAAACCCGUUCCUUGGACUUAAGACUGUGACCCAGGUUGGGUGCUUCUAUUUCUCCUAGGGAGAGGGAGGUGUUUCCGCUUUCCUUUCAGAAUUGUUUAAGAGGUGGCAAUGAAAAGGUCAUAUCUCUAUAUUCAAAUAUUCCAUCUGUCUGAUAUUUUCCUGGGGAUUCAGAGGUUGUUUUGAUUGUUGAUUUCAUCCCCUAUCAUUGUAUCUUUAAUUAAUCUUUCACUUAUCCUUCGGACUGCAAGAGAGGCAGAACAAAGGGGGCUCCUGUGGAAAGUUUAUGACUUUUGUGAAGCAAGUCUAUUCCCCCCCCCUUUUUUUAUAUAGAGAAUCUUCUAAGAUUUGAAGAUUUGAAGAUGAGUAUCUUCAAGAUGCCACUUCCUAUGAAUGGGUAGAUAGUUUGAUGUAUCCACAAAAGGUGAUAAUCUAGACAUCAGCCACAGCAGUUCUAUUUUGAUUAUCUUUUGCUCUGCCCCUCUUAUGAAGUGUUUGGGUGGGUGCAGGGAGUUUAUUGAAAGGAGGCUGGAGAAUGAAGUUGUUCCCUGCAAUUUCUGUGCCUCAGCAUGUUUGGAGAUACUGAUUUCUAGCUAUGCCUAAGAGGAAACAUAAUUCUGGCAGAAAUCAUAGAUGAGAACUUGCCGUUAGCACUUUGGCCAUCCCAGAACUCUGUAUAUCUCCUCAGCAUGGCUAAACAGGACCCACUCUGUACAUAAUAUUUGAUAUUAAAAUCACCCAUGUUCCAUGGGUUAUUUAGCUAGAAAUGC